AUGUCGUUCAACACUCAAAGCUCGACAACCACCAACAGCACUGGCCAGCAACCAGGCCUUCAAAGCUCAUACUGGAGGGCAGAAAAGCCCUCGUAUAGCCCAUACCAAGCCGGGGACGCCUUUGUCAACCCUCUUAUGCUGUCAAGCCCACAGCACAAGACCUCGGAGCCCUCUCCAGACUUUGCCUCUCUAUUGGCCUCCGCCGCUGCCGCAGCCCAAACCCAGCUGGCCACGACGGACAACAUCGAUAUUGACAUCGAUGGCCACAUCUACAGCGAUGGCCACACCAGCAGCGACGACAACAUGAGCGACGUCGGCGGCGACGAGAGCACGGGCGCCACGGCCAUGCCCGACACGAUCGACGAGCUGGCCACGUAUUCGGACGACGUGGUCGGGGCGCACGCGGGGCUGCUCCCCUACCUCGCCGGCCGGUACACCAACCCGGGUCUGUACCUGCAGCUGGCCCGGGUAGCGUUCCUGAGGCAGGGGAGGGAGCGACCGCAGGUGGAGUGGCCCAGGGUCGAGAUAGAGGCGGAGACGCCGGUCGUGGUGGAGCGCAGGCGGGGGCAGUCGCUGGGGGCGAUCCUGAUGCGGCACAAGCUCUCGUUGCUGGAGGAGCAGCUGGCGCGGCUGGGGCAGCAGCAGCUACCUCAAGAACAAGAACAGGAGCUUGGUGGGGGGCAAGACACGGAGGCUGGUUUUUGGGAUGGGCAAGAGUACCAAGAAGACCAAGUGUCUGGUUUUAGAGUGGACGAGGAUGGCGACGUGGAAAUGGAGGAUGCUUGGCCGUAG
Molecule: messenger RNA, 792 nt
Organism: Pyricularia oryzae 70-15
Lineage: Eukaryota; Fungi; Ascomycota; Sordariomycetes; Magnaporthales; Pyriculariaceae
Exons: 1
Coding region: 1-792 (263 amino acids)
Source: RefSeq, a predicted model, not a curated record